GUCUAGCCUAAGAUUAACUCACGUGUAUCGAGCGCUCGACCGAUAGCUUGUAACAAUGGCUUGCGUUUGUGGCCAUUGCUGCGCACGACAGGAUAUGCGCGAGUAUAAAACCCUCAACAGUAUCUAGCUAUGAACACCAUCAGACAAGACUCUCACUCUCUCAAACCCUACUCAACGCUCUUUACCGCCAUGAAGGUCACCUUCGUCUUCACCGCCGCGCUCGCCGCCAUCGCCUAUGCGUCCCCCAUGCCCGACGUCGCGUCUCCUCUUGUUGCUCGCGAUCAGCUUGCAGACCACAUCUCUUGCCCUAUCCUCGAUUGCGCGAAGGGCCUCGCGUCGACGGUCAGCGCCUGCGGCAAGGCCGCUAUUUCUCUCGGCCGCAACGUCAUUGCGGACGCCCAAUGCCUGGCGCAGGCGGUCAAGACAGUCACCAACGUGCCGGACGCUUGCAAGCAGUGCUUCGACGAAUUUGGGCUUUGAGGAGUUACUGAUGAGUUUGGCACGAACGGAGUGGCCGAGCUAGCAGUACGAUACCCUUGUGAUUUGCGAAAGUAUACCCCUACUUAUUUAUUGCGUUGCACCGU
Molecule: messenger RNA, 584 nt
Organism: Schizophyllum commune H4-8
Lineage: Eukaryota; Fungi; Basidiomycota; Agaricomycetes; Agaricales; Schizophyllaceae
Exons: 4
Coding region: 130-480 (116 amino acids)
Source: RefSeq, a predicted model, not a curated record